Molecule: messenger RNA, 1865 nt
Organism: Drosophila montana
Lineage: Eukaryota; Metazoa; Arthropoda; Insecta; Diptera; Drosophilidae
Gene: Spec2
Product: CDC42 small effector protein Spec2
Exons: 3
Coding region: 287-544 (85 amino acids)
Biological process (GO): regulation of Rho protein signal transduction
Cellular component (GO): plasma membrane
Molecular function (GO): small GTPase binding
Source: RefSeq, a predicted model, not a curated record
CCAUGAUUCUGCUUCUCGAUUUGCCCCAAAAAUCAUAGCAACAAAUAAGCAAUAACGCAACGGGAUCAACAGCAGCACCGACAGAGGCAGAGCGUCGACGUUUGUGUUGUCGACAGGAAAAAGUCAACACCUUAUAAGGCAAGCGCGUGUUUCACGCAAGAGAAAGGACGUCAAUCUGGCUGGCAACGGUAGUGUCCAACCCAUCAGCAGCGCCGGGAUCAGCAACACCAUUUGCAAUAACCAUAAAUAUAAGACUGAACGGCCGUCCGGGCAGCUAGCACAGAAGAUGGCAUCCACUGGAGAGAUCUGGCUGCAGUGGUUCUCAUGCUGUUUCCAGCAGCAGCGCUCACCCUCCCGCCGACCGCAUCAACGCCUGCGCAUCGAUCGCUCGAUGAUCGGUAAUCCCACAAAUUUUGUCCACACCGGUCACAUUGGAUCCGCCGAUGUGGAGCUAUCCGCGAACCGCCUCAAUGCGAUCUCAACCCAAAUGCAGAGCAAGGGCGGCUACGAGACAAACUCGAUACACUCGCUGCACGCCUGCUGAUGAAGAACCCCCACACCCAAUGGCCACUAAAUGCAUUUUGUGCAAUUUUCUUCGUAACAACAACAAAAAAAAAAAGAGAAAAGAAAAAAUUAUAAAACAACAAUUUUUUUUUUUGUAAUAAUUCUUUGUUAAACGCGAGCGUGUUAUCAGGCAGGCGAGGGUGAUAAACGGAGUAGCAGGAGGAGCAACCGGCUGGGUGGGUGCUGACGACGCCAGAGGCAACAGAAAUGGGUUCCGCACACCAACAACAAUAACAACAGUACCAGCAAUCAUGUGGAAUACGAGAACGGACAAUGGACUCCAUGUGUACCAGCUACUAUUUGCAUUGACAGCGAGCGUAUUAGCUAUAAGUCGGUACUAUCCAUAUAUAUAAACCAAGAACUGUCUAGACCUAACUCUGUAAACGCCCGAUUGCAAUUGUUUUGCCUUUUGCGAGUAUUAUAUAGAUGAAAAAUCGCAAAAGUUCGCAGAUCCAAAGUCGAGAGUAUUUCGAAAACAAAAUAACAGUUCAAAGUUAGUCCGAGGAUUUUUAUUAUUUUUUUUAUAUUUUUAUUUUGGUAAUACAUAUUGUACUUAAUGCCAAAACAGUUAAGAUCAUUGUGCAGUUUUUCCUAUAGAGCGUGCACCAUGCAACUGAUGAUAACAUUUCCAUUAUAUAGAACCCAGAGAACGGAACUGCCUUAUUUCGAAUUGCGUAAUGCCACACAGAUCCAGAUGAUAAAUAUGCACUCAUAUAUAUAUAUAUAUAUAUAUAAUUAAUAACUGUCAUGUAGUAUAUAUAUAUAUAUCAACUGUUGUGCUAGUUAUAACUGAACAAGCAAUUUUACAAAGCUGAUUUAGCAUUUAUAUAAUGUUAUAAACUUUACAAAAAACUUAAUGACAACAAAUUGUCGCACAAUCAAUUUUUGAAAUGAUAUACAAAAAACAAACCGUAAAAUGUAUAAUUUAUGAUAUUUAUAAAUUUCGAAUAUUUGUUUACAAAGCAAAAAGAAAAAUAUUGUAAUUAAUUUUUUAGAUUUUUACAACCAUAUUUAUAAAUCCAGAAUAACCAAUGCAGAAAUAUAGUCUUUAAUCUUUGGCAGUAGAACGUGUACCUUUAUAAACCCCCCUCCCCCUCCCUUUAAAAAAAAAACUAAAAGCUAAAUUCAUAAAUUAAUCCAAUGCAGUUGUAGAUAUAAAUUGUAUGACUAAGAAAAAACGAUUGUAACAAAUAUAAAAUUGGGUUGAAAGCGUCACAAGUUGACUGCGCCGUAGACUAAUUGUAUAAAAACAAAAGAUAUUUAAGCAAUAAUUUAUGGAAAAAUAUAUUUAGAAAAACAAA